AUGAGAGCUGCUUUCAUGAAAAAAUAUGACUUUCUUUCGUUCAGUGAGUUUGCUAAUGAAAGCACCCUAAAAGAAGUAAAGAGAGAAAUCACUUGUAAUGACAGUACUUCAACUAUUACACCAUCGACUAGCAACAUCAAUCAAGGACUUCCAGAUAAUAGUGGUAUGUAUACUAAAUUCAUACGUGAAUAUAUAUCUUAUAGGAUCUCCUGA
Schistosoma guineensis is the source of this 213-nucleotide messenger RNA. Lineage: Eukaryota; Metazoa; Platyhelminthes; Trematoda; Strigeidida; Schistosomatidae. The record is from the annotation of a GenBank genome assembly.